AUGGAUGCGGGGAUGGGAGGUGGACAGCAGAUAUAUGGAUAUCAAAAAGUAGGGAGGGAAAGGACAGGGGAGAGUGAAACGGAUGGGGGGAGUGUUAGUGGAGGACCGGAAUAUCGAGGAGGACAGAGAAUGCCUCAAAACCGAAAUCAAAGACCGAAUGGACAUUUACUUCCCCCAUUUUCGGGUGUAUCGGAAACCAGUCCGAAGGUGAAAAAUAAUUCGGCGGCAUUUAUGGCGGCUAAUUUGGCGGCAAAGAGAAGUCGGGAAAGUAGCCCGAAUCACACGGGUCAAAAUUAUGGGAUCGGAAUAGGGAAACAGGCAAGUCCAUUGCCGAGUAGAAGACAGAGUUAUGCGAGUUCGAUUGAUAGUACGGAUAGGAGAGUGGAUCUAUCGAGUAUUCCUCCUACGUCUAAUUUGGUGGAGAUGUGGGAGCAGCCGGAUAAGGGAGUGAAGAAGGGAGGAGGGCUUGUGAGUAAUAGGGGAAACGAGAUUGUGAAUAGACAGGAUCAGAAAAGACCUGCUUCGAGUCAUGCGCCUAUACCUGUUUUGAAACCGGCAGGGCUGGCCAGACCGGUUUCUUCUCAUGCUUCGGAGUCCUCAGUGAAACCUCGAAUUGCUUCUGAGCAAGCCACUAUUUCUGAGCAAAUCAAGUCGAAGUCGAAGCCUGUGGUACAUCCACGACCUCCUUCUUCGCAAGCUUCAGUGUCUGGGCCCUCAAAAUCUGACGUACAGCCUCGACCCGUUUCCUCCCAUACUACUAGUUCCGAAGGUCCAAAACCAUCUCCUAAACCUCUAGCGCAGAAGCCUGUCAUACACAAUACUCGGCCUGCUUCUUCUCAUGGCCCAACACCUGAUCUUUCUACAAAACCUUCAAUGCAAAAACCCUCCCAGCCAGUUUCUUCUCACGGACCCGUACCUGUGAAACCGUCAGUAAAACCCUCGCUACAAUCUAUUCGACCUACGUCCUCUCAUACUUCGGAAUCUACUGAACCAUCCUCGAAGGCUUCGAUAAAAAAGCCCUCUUUACCGCCCCCACGACGCACGCCUGCUAAUCUCUCUGCAUCGGGAGAUCAAUCGACAAAUCUUCCCAUGCAUGCACCUCAGCCACGUUCAAUGCAAUCUCCUAUAUUGACAACAGCUCACAGAACUGAACCAACCUCGGAAUCUUCCAAUCAACCAUCAAGGCAUCCUUCUACCACAAAAACUCCUCGUAGAUCCUCUAAACCCAUACCGCUGUCUAGAAAACCAGUGUCUAGUCAAUCCUACAAUAACGAUGCUGACGAUGAUGGAUCCUCGGACGAUUCAUUCGUAUCUGCAUCCUCUCAACCUAAACCCAAAUCUCCCUCCUUGCGUGCAAAAAUAGCAGAGCAAAAACGACUUCAGUCGUCCAAUUACGCCCCGAGCAUGACUGCCGAAACUCUUUCCAAUGCUAUGGUAGCUGGAUACCUUGCUUCAUCACGUGCUUCCACUCCUUCUAUAUCUUCCGGAGUUAUUCAACCUCCAGCUCCUCCUCCCCCUCGACGACUCAAGAAACUUUUCCAAUCCGAUCACUCGAGAACGCCUACACCCCCUCAGAGCACUUUAUCAGCAAAUGGAGUUCCGACUAUGAAAACUACAAUGCGGAAACCGAAAACGGAGAAAGAAUUGAGGGAAGAAGAAGGAGAAGGGGAACGGAGAAGGGCUAAGAAACACUUGGUCAAGAAACAUCCGAAUAAACAUGACGAGGGAAACCGAAAGAGGUGGAGAGAUGAAAUUACGGAGAAAGAAAGAAAAAGAUAUGAAGCGCUCUGGGCGAGUAAUAAAGGUCUUUUCCCCUACACGAUAGAUCAUCGUGGGGAAAUGGUGGAAAUUGAAGGCGCGGCGGAUACGGUGCCGGGAAUGGUGGUGAAAGAUCUGUGGGAGAGGAGUAGAUUGGGUGGAGAUGUGUUGGAGGAGGCUUGGGAGUUGGUCCAUGGGAAAGGAUAUUGGGGACGUCAGAAAGAAAAGCGAUAUGGCAGGUUGGAGAGAGAUGAAUUUGUGGUGGGUUUGUGGCUGAUUGAUCAGAGGUUGAAGGGGAGGAAGUUGCCCGCGAGGGUUAAUCAUAGUAUUUGGGCGAGUGCGUCGUGAUGGGUGGGGGAUUAGCAUGCAGAUUGAUUGAUUGGUGGAUUGAUGGAUUGAUGGAUGGGUUGGGUAAAAGAUGGAUUGGAUUGAGUUACUUGAGCAUGAGAUAUAUGCUUGUGGGUAUUCAGGAAGCUAGAUAAUAGGGACGCGGGGGUUAAUAGAGUAAGAGGAGGAGAAGAUUGGAAAUCCUAAGAAUAGCUCGCUCGCGCGAAGAGGGGGGUGUACAUAGAUAGAGUGGAUUAGAUCAGACUUGGAUAUUUGAUUCGGUUGGGUUGAUGUAUUAUAUGGGUGAAGAUGAGAUUGUGUUGCGUGGCAUUAGAUUGAAUGAGAUCGAAUGAGAUUGGAUUGGACUAAUUGGAUUAUGGGAUUAUAGAAUUAAGCUUGAUACCUCCGCAGCGAUGCUUAAUUAGUAUGUAUGUAUAUAGCGAGAUUGAUGAGGGUAAUUAAUGCG
Molecule: messenger RNA, 2551 nt
Organism: Botrytis sinoallii
Lineage: Eukaryota; Fungi; Ascomycota; Leotiomycetes; Helotiales; Sclerotiniaceae
Exons: 1
Coding region: 1-2106 (701 amino acids)
Source: RefSeq, a predicted model, not a curated record